UGCUGCUGCUGCUGCUGCCGCUGCCGCUGCUGCAGCCGCCGCCGCUGCCCCGCUGCUCUCUGCUGUGUGUCAGUUUCAGACCUAGCUCCUCCAGCCCGCGGCUCCCGGAGCGACCUCCGCGCGUUCCUGCUCCCGCUUCGCCCAGAGACGCCGGAGAAGGGGCAGCACGCUGCCAGCGCCGCCCCCAGCCGCAGGGGCUUCUCCUCUCGCUCGGACCGACGACCCUCGGGAAGCAGAACCCGCUCCCCCAAACCCGACCCCCAUCAUGGCACACUCUGCACAGCUGAACAUCUUGGAGCAAAACUGCCCCAUCCAGGUGGAGCACGAUCGGAAGCGGAGGCAGUUCACGGUCAAACUGAAUGGUUGUCAUGACCGGGCAGUCCUGCUCUACGAGUAUGUGGGGAAGAGGAUUGUGGAUCUGCAGCACACAGAAGUCCCUGACUCCUAUCGAGGGAGAGGAAUAGCCAAACACUUAGCCAAGGCUGCCCUGGACUUUGUAGUGGAGGAGGAUCUGAAAGCCCAUCUGACCUGCUGGUACAUUCAGAAGUAUGUCAAGGAAAACCCAUUGCCCCAGUACCUGGAACGUUUGCAGCCUUAAUCCCAGCCCUGACAGAGCCUGGGUUGCUCCUUCAGUCUCCCUCUCUCUUUGUCUCACCAGCACUCUGUUCCUGAUUGUUCAAUGCGGCCUUUGCUUCCGUAUGGUCUCAGGAAACAUCUUCCCUGCCAGGGAACGGACUCAGAAUUAUUUUUCUAAGGACGCUUGAACACCUCAUAGGGGAGCUGCCCCUCCUCGUGCUUUGGGGACCAACUAUGGCCGCCAUGGGGCUGUUUCCCACGUCCCUCCUUUCUGCCCUCCCAGCUCUCUGCCACGUCCUCCUGAGGAGCCGUGGAAACCGGGGAGAGAUAGUGUUCCUGUUUGAAUCUUAUUGCCUCCUUGUCCUACCAGAGCGGUACCUGGAGAAAGGAUUUGGGGCAGUUAUUUAGUUUGGUUUGGGUUUCUUCCCCUCCCAUCCUUCAUCGCCUCCUGGGCUUGAUUCAAGGACCAUCACUCCCUUCCUUUUUAGGUCUGGAAGCAAGACAUUUGUCAACCACUGGAUUUUUACCAGGGCAAGGGAGGACGGUUUAGCCCUCCUAGCUCUAUCUUCCCUUUGUUGUUGCAAAGGGAAACAGGGAAGAAGAUGAGAAGGGCAGGGAAAGGAGUCGGAAGGGGGACAGAUAGUGCUCUUCCUUCCCAUCCCUCAGGAAAAAAAGUCACCAGUUGUCAAGGGGAUAUACCAGGAAUGGAUUCAUCAAAGCAGGUUCUGGCCCACGUCUCCUCCGAGUGGGAAGAGGACAUGGCUGUCUUAUGGGCUUACGCCAAUAAGCUGCAGGAAUCGGGUGCACGCCCACUUCCCUGCCUGCUAUAAGCUGAGACCCAGGUUCAUGUUCUACUGCUGUGGGGUGAGGGACUACGAGAAGAAGAGGAAGGGAAUUUAUCAGUGGCCAUCUUAGGAGCCAACCUAGGAAUAAUGCAUCUCUCCCUUUCUUUUUUCCCUCUGAGGAGAGAGGCAGGGAGCAGGAAGUUAACUUGACUGUGUCUUCAGAUGGACAAUUUUUGAUUCGCAGUCUUCCACAUUCUUUUGAAUUCUCAUCCUUUUUUCUCUCUUUCUCCCUUUAAAUAUGGUGGCUUGAAUCUAGGAGCAAUAAGCAGCACUAGGGUCUCUCUCCAUUAGCUUUGGUGCGCCAAGUCCCAGAUGCCACCCUCACCUCCUAAUCCCUUCACAAUUCCCUCCUCCAGCCAUCUGAGACCAAAGGUGGGUAAAGCACAAGAGGUAGUUUCUCUUUUCAGAAUGAUGCACGGGGGGCCUAUUUAAUUAAAAAAAAAAAAAAAGAAAAAGACAACAAAGAGAUCUUCAGCUAAAGUUUAAACUAUCCUGCAUUGUCAAAUAAACACAGGCACAUAAGUGCACACCUCCCUGUAUGAGCAUAUUGGGUAAACGCGUCAGAGGAGGGUCCACUGUGGCUGUCGUAGGGUUCUCUGGAUGGAGACUGGUUCCAUUCGAUGUGGUUGACCUUGUGCCAGACCUUAUUUCUUCUCUGUCAUUUUCCUUCCAUCCAGUCCUAAAAUUUGCCACGCCCCCUACCCAUUCCCUAUUGAGAGUGCAACUUCCCAGCUGUUUGCUGGCCUGCAGCAGAACCAAGCUGAGACCAAGCUCAGCAGCUUUGUGACCUCUGCCUUCCACAGAACUUUAUCUUGCCUGCUUAAAAAAUGGGCUUUGAGUUAGGACAUCAUGCUGAUGGCUUGGAAGUAGUUGAAUGGAGUGUCAAAGUCUGGCACCCAAUCUCCAGACUCGAGUCUCACUCCCAAAGGAUAUUUCCUUUGUGCCAGGAGACAUCAGUAAUCCAUGUUAGUGGACAAAGCUGUGCUUCUGUCUGUCCCUCCACAGCCUGGGUGAGUUAAUCAUUGAGCAGUAUUUCCUCUCAGAGAAAGGAAAAGCCAAUUCAUCCCAUUCCCCAUCCCUGUCACUAGUAGCACUUAGAUCAGAUCUCCCAAACUCCUCCUCUCCUACUUCUUUCAUUCACUGGCUCAGUAUUAUAUCUGCCUUUCUUCUGGUCUUUGGCAGAAGAGGCAGCUACAUUAGAAGUAAAGCUGAUAAGGAUGGGCUGGGGGAAAUGGUGCUUACUUCUGUGAGAAAUUGCUCUGGCGGCCUGUUCAUAGGCUUCUCCUAAGGGAAGGACCUUGGGGGCUUCAGGCCCUAGCUAGGUGACUUAUUCUUCCCUGUGACAAAUGAGAUCAGACUCUUGACAUCCCAAGAUGAAGGGGAUCCUGGGCCUGAAUAGGAAACUCAAUAGGACUAAAUGCUAUCAAAUUGAGACUUCUUGUGGAUAUUGCAUCCCCAAGUGUGCAAGGAAAUCAGCCUGGUGCUGAGUAUAUGUAUUAGUGGUGGUAGGAGUUUUUAUUACCCUAAUCCAGAAUUCUAGGACAUGGGGGGGGGGGGCGGAGGGAGGGGGAAGAGUUGGAGAGAAGGAAAGAAGCAGCAAGGGGAAAGAGUACCUGAAGAUUUUUGCUCUAACGAAUCUCCUACUCUGACCGUGCUGUGACUUAGGUCAGAAAAGUUGGCAGUGAGAUGGGAUGAGUAGAAAGCUCAGACUGGGCCUUAGGUUUCAGUGUGAGCAUUGUUUAAAUUAAAAGGCAGGACCUAUUUUCCAUUUGCCUGCACUAGUCCCGGCACUGCAGGGCCACCUCCCUCUCAUCACUAGUCUGUAUGGAAACAUCCUCCCUCCAUCCCCUACUUUCCAAGGCUCCCAAAAGGAGACACAUAGGGGUCCUGAGAGUCAUCAGCUGCAGGUGCUCAGUGCUGGCUGGUGAUACAAAUAAAUCUCUCAUGCUGCAGGUGGUUGUGAUGGGCACCUUUGCAGGCCUUGUGGCAAAGGUGCCACACUCCUAACUGCUGCUCCCUGCUGUGCAUCCUUCUGUGGAAGAGGUUGUUUCAGGACACGUCCUCUUCAUCCCCAGCCUUCUAGGAAGUUGCAAGGGAUGAAGCCAUAGGUACACCUUAACCCUCUUUUACUCAGUUCUGCCCUCCACAUACCUCUGCAGGUCAUGACAUGGCACUGCCUUUGAUGGGACAGACUGGGUAUUGUCAGUGGGGGGUGUCCCUGCUUCUUCCAGCAGGAAGGCGAGUCCUGGACAGGUUAGACCCAGUCAGGGAAAGCAGGAAAGCCCCUGGAAUGUUAAGUUGUAUGUAAAAGCUUUCAGAAGCAGAGGAAAAAGUGGUGGGAAUAAGGACUGAUUAAUAGAAAGUGGAGUUUAGGGCUGGGAUGCCUUCCUUCUUCCCCUUUGCAAACACAUACACACACAGCUUACUCGCAUCCAGUUUAAAAAAAUGGUGCUUUCCAGGCUCUGGGUCCAGGGGGGAACAUCAGGGUCAGCACACUUCCUUCCCUCCACUCUGAGCAAGCGCCUUGGUGAGGCAGAAACCUCAAAAAGCCAGCUUAAGUAGGCAGCAGCUCCCUAAGAAACCCCCUUGGCAGCAAGACCUAGGGGCAAAAGAUUGCCACGCAGGUAUAUGCUACCUCCCUCUCCCCUUUCUUUUGCAGCUUCUUAGAACAUCCUCCCUUUGAGCCCCUUCCCCAAUUCCCCGAGAUCUUUUGUAAUGAUGGGCAGCAUCAUGAAAACCAUUCUUUCUCUCCAUGACACAUCAAAGGGAGAAAUGACUAUUUACCCACCUCAGGGAGUCGGGAGGAGAGUGUGGACCAGCAUGAUGGAAUAUUGGUGUUUGCUACUUGCAGGGCCUUGCCCUGAGCGUCCACUACACCUGCAAGUUUGGCAGGAGUCCCAGGACAGAUGAGAGCAGUAGAUAUGGCAUGAGUGAGGGAAUAGUAUAAAAUCUGCAACAAAUCCUUGCAUUUAAUCCCUGUUCUUUGAUAACUUGAACCUAAGCUGACCACCCUGUGUGCUAAUGGUGACUCUGCUUUUUAAAAAUAUAUGGACAAUAAAAAAAAAAAAAAAAAACCUUAGUACUUGAAUGGACAUGGGGGCAUCUUGGCUCAUACCCAGAAUGGGUAAGUCUUCUUGAGUCACUGGUCCCCGACCCACAGAAUGCUGGAAGGCACUUCCAGGGGUUUGUCUUCAUAGAUGGCUUUUGCCUUGAAUUCCUGCUGAUGAAGCUUUCAGCUUUUCUACUGCUCAAGUUCAAGGAGGGCCCCCUGCCUUAAAGCAACUGUGAAUUAUUCCUGGCAUGGUGGUAGCUAUCCAGCAUUGCUGUGACUGUCUCGUGCCAAGAGAGAGCCCAAAGUGGGGCUGAGGCUGCCACCUUUCAAGGGGCUGAUUCUUCCCAAAUUUAUCUCCUAAGAAUUGCAGCAUGUCUGCAUUUUAAUUGUGCUUCUUCAGUCCUCCCCUUCUUAAGUCAGGUAUGAAGAAUUAAAUUCAAUCAAAUUUCUGUAACAUCAAAGGGAGAACUGGGGGCAAAGAAGAAGGAAUUGUCAAAUCACCCCUGAGCCUCGAGUUCAUUUCCCUGUCUCUUCACUGGGAUAGAUCUUCCUUAGUAACUCACUCCUUUCUGGGGAAUAGAUUUCCUUUCAAACUGGUAUUGGCUGCCUUGAAGAGAAAAGAAGAGGGGAAAAUGGCAGCCCUCUUCUGCUCAUACUUCUCUGUGUGGUUCCCAGAUCAUGUUUAUUAGGAAUAUUUUCCCAAGGAUUAUUCUCUCUUCCUCAAACUAAUAAAUUUAUAGCUAUAAACCUUGAGGCAGUUUGUACUGGCAAAAUCCAAACUAAGUUGAUAAAAUCUCCAUAAUUUAAAUGCUGCUGGUCUUGUCCCCAUUCCUUCCAGCCUCUUACCAUGCAUUCUAAUAAGCAGAGUUGACAUUUGACAACUAGCAGGCUUUAAUAUACUUUGAAGUAUACAAUUUUUUAAAAAUACCAUUUAAAGAGAUAACUAAAUGCAGACAGUUUAGUCUGCCACAGGGAAGGGCUCUUUCCCUGCCCCACUUCUCUGUCUUCCAUUGGGAUGGGUAAUAGGAAGAAGUCUAGUAGCAUACUGUUUGCUAAGCACAAGGAGUAGAUGAAGGCAGAUGAGGAAGACCCUGUCCCCCCCUCCUCCCCAGUGGUUACCAAGCAGGUCUCUGAAUUGUCUGAGGAUGUAACACUCCAUACUUUGUUCUGGGAGAAGUGGCCUCUACCCAGGGCUGGAUCCUGGAUCCAGGGCUGGAAUAUCAUAGCCUAAAUAUUUUAGCAAAGGCUACCUGAUCCCCAGCUUGUCUCGCCUACUAGGAGCAGCCGUGGACCACUUCAUUCUUCCCCAAACCUGUGAGAAUAGGAAGAUGCUUCUGUCUAGAUAAAGGCUCCAGUGCUCCCUUGUCUUGUUGCCCUCCAGAAGGGGAUGACCACUUCAUGGGCACUGAAUCUCUUUCUUGACAAAACUUUUUUGCUGAAAAUUUCCUCACCUUUCAGGGCCAAAGUCUAGCACCAACUUUUCCCUAAGCAUAAAGGUUUCCAAAAGGGAAGGAUGGCUUCCAUGUAAAGGACACUCAGUCUUCCUCUCUGAGCCCCUAUCCCUACUUUACAUUUAGGUCAACUGAUAGAAGGUGAACGGAGGGAAAGAAAUGUUUCCUAGGUAAGGAAUAUGCACAAAAGAACUCAGUGAAGAAUGUCAUGUAGCCCAAGGUUCCUCAGGCCUUUCUGGUUGCUGCCACUGGACUGCUUCCUUUCUCUCCUUCCACUUGGAAGCCCAACGUAGGUGAACCUACCUCACCUCACAAACCCUAGUUAUUGAUUAAUGCUGGAAAUCCUCACCACCCCAUGCCCUUGGGGCUGCCCCUUGGGGCUCUGGCUAAAGCUUUCAAAUUUUUGGUGCUGAAUUCUUCUCUGCCUUUCCCACUCUCAACGUUUUCCCUUCUUGACUUGUCCCUAAGAGUCCUGUACAAGGACUCGUUAGGAAAUUUAAGGAGUCCUGGGGGGUAGAGGGGAAAGGGUUGGAGCUCCCAAAAUACUUGUAAACAUUCUUCAUCAGUCUUAGGUGGAAGGUCAGGUAAGGUCAGAUUCCCUUGUAUGUCAAGGAUCAAAGCUGACUCAGCUCAGAAUGAGAUGAAAGAGGAAAAUUACAGGGGGGGAAACAAGGAUUACCCCCCCUAAAGUUUUUUUCCGAGUCAAACUCACUUGAAAUUUUCUUUUUUUCAAUGUGUCAGCCUGGUGUAUUUCCCUUUGUGCCCUGGUUUCUUUUGUUAUGUUGAAUUAAGUGGUCAAUCAUGUGCCUUUCCUACUCAGGACCUGUGACCCAUGACCUUUUGGCUACGAUUGGUCUUUUGCCCUCUCCCUUUGUCAUUAUUAAAAGUUAUGAGCGUUAUUGCAUGGAAUACAGUUUAAUAAAAAGGUGUGAUUUAA
This is a messenger RNA of Antechinus flavipes (yellow-footed antechinus), 6861 nucleotides long. It is a transcript of the gene NATD1, whose product is annotated as N-acetyltransferase domain containing 1. The transcript is spliced from 3 exons. The coding region runs from base 266 to 598 and encodes 110 amino acids. The record is from RefSeq and is a predicted model, not a curated record. NCBI's taxonomy places the organism in Eukaryota, Metazoa, Chordata, Mammalia, Dasyuromorphia, Dasyuridae.